CUUCUCUCUUUAUCGCCUCGGUCGACUGUCCCUCCCAACAACAAGAAGAUGAAGAAGCUUCUUUCUCUCUGCUGAAUAGACCCCACCGCCACCACCACCACCACCACCACCACCACCACACACACACGCACAUAUAUAUAUAUAUAUAUAGAGAGAGAGAGAGAGAGUGAAGGAAGAUGAGCAUCUGGAACUACGUCGUCACAGCUCACAAGCCUACCAGUGUCACCCACUCCUGUGUUGGCAAUUUCACCAGCCCUCACGAGCUCAACCUCAUCAUUGCGAAAUGCACCCGUAUUGAAAUUCAUUUGCUUACUCCUCAGGGUUUGCAGCCCAUGUUGGAUGUGCCAAUCUAUGGAAGAAUUGCAACCCUUGAGCUUUUUCGUCCUCAUGGUGAAGCACAAGACUUUCUAUUUAUCGCAACAGAAAGAUACAAAUUCUGUGUGCUUCAAUGGGAUGCUGAAACCUCUGAGCUUAUUACAAGAGCAAUGGGGGAUGUCUCAGAUCGAAUAGGUCGUCCUACAGACCAUGGUCAGAUUGGGAUUAUUGAUCCAGACUGCAGAUUAAUCGGACUUCAUUUAUAUGAUGGAUUGUUUAAGGUUAUUCCUUUUGACAACAAAGGGCAGCUCAAAGAAGCAUUUAAUAUUAGGCUUGAGGAACUUCAAGUUUUGGAUAUCAAGUUUCUCUAUGGUUGUUUGAGACCUACAAUUGUAGUUCUUUACCAGGAUAACAAAGAUGCUCGUCACGUCAAAACAUAUGAGGUUGUUCUGAAGGAUAAAGAUUUUGUUGAGGGUCCUUGGUCCCAGAACAAUCUUGACAAUGGAGCUGCUUUGCUAAUACCAGUUCCUCCACCACUUUGUGGCGUCCUUAUUAUUGGAGAGGAAACAAUAGUCUACUGUAGUGCCAAUGCAUUUAAAGCAAUCCCAACCAGACCUUCCAUAACGAGAGCAUAUGGAAGAGUUGAUGCUGAUGGUUCUAGAUAUUUACUUGGUGAUUAUUGUGGUUUGCUGCACCUACUUGUUAUAACCCAUGAGAAAGAAAAGGUGACUGGACUCAAAAUUGAGCUCUUGGGGGAAACUUCAAUUGCAUCUACCAUAGCUUAUCUUGACAAUGCAGUUGUCUUUGUUGGAUCUAGCUAUGGAGAUUCACAGCUUAUAAAGCUAAAUUCUCAGCCUGAUGCAAAAGGUUCAUAUGUGGAAGUUAUUGAAAGGUACGUCAAUUUGGGGCCAAUUGUUGACUUUUGUGUGGUUGAUCUUGAGAGGCAAGGCCAAGGUCAGGUUGUAACUUGCUCGGGAGCUUAUAAAGAUGGUUCUCUUCGUGUAGUUCGAAAUGGAAUUGGUAUCAAUGAACAGGCAUCAGUUGAACUUCAAGGUAUUAAAGGAAUGUGGUCUCUAAGAACUUCUACUGAUGACCCAUUUGACACCUUCUUGGUUGUAAGCUUUAUCAAUGAGACAAGAAUUUUAGCAAUGAAUCUUGAAGAUGAGUUGGAAGAAACUGAGAUAGAGGGUUUCUGUUCUCAAGUUCAGACUUUGUUUUGCCAUGAUGCUAUCAACAAUCAACUUGUGCAAGUCACUUCGAGCUCUGUGAGGUUGGUAAGCUCUACUUCAAGGGAGCUAAAGCAUGAGUGGACUGCUCCAUCUGGGUAUUCCAUUAAUGUUGCCACUGCUAAUUCCAUGCAGGUCUUGUUGGCUGCUGGAGGAGGCCAUUUAGUUUAUUUAGAAAUUGGUGAUGGUCUACUGACAGAGGCGGCUCACGCACAGUUGGAAUAUGAUAUUUCAUGCCUUGAUAUAAACCCAAUUGGUGGAAAUUCAAGCUAUAGUCAGCUAGCUGCUGUUGGAAUGUGGACGGAUAUUAGUGUCAGAAUAUUUUCACUACCUGACCUAAAGCUUAUCACAAAGGAGCAUCUUGGGGGAGAGAUAAUUCCUCGCUCUGUUCUCCUAUGUGCUUUUGAAGGGAUAUCCUAUUUAUUAUGUGCUCUUGGUGAUGGGCAUCUCUUGAACUUUCUAUUGAACACAAAUACUGGUGAGUUAACUGAUAGGAAAAAGGUGUCUCUUGGAACUCAGCCUAUAACACUUCGUACCUUUUCAUCCAAGAACACCACAUAUGUAUUUGCUGCAUCGGACAGACCAACUGUCAUCUAUAGCAGUAAUAAGAAGAUGCUUUACAGCAAUGUAAAUCUGAAAGAAGUCAGCCAUAUGUGCCCUUUCAGCUCUGCAGCAUUUCCAGACAGCCUUGCAAUUGCAAAAGAAGGUGAACUCACCAUUGGCACCAUUGAUGAUAUCCAGAAGCUGCACAUCCGUUCUAUUCCACUGGGGGAGCAAGCACGACGCAUCUGCCAUCAGGAGCAGUCUAGGACCUUUGCCUUCUGCAGUUUAAAAUAUAACCAGUCUGGUACAGAAGAGUCUGAAACACAUUUGAUCCGCCUGUUAGAUGAUCAAACCUUUGAGUUCAUAUCAACUUAUCAACUUGAUACUUUUGAGAAUGGUUGCUCCAUACUUAGCUGCUCUUUCUCAGACGAUAAUAAUGUAUACUACUGUGUUGGGACUGCAUAUGUGCUGCCAGAAGAAAACGAGCCAUCCAAGGGUCGUAUUUUAGUGUUUAUUGUUGAAGAUGGGAAGUUCCAGCUUAUUGCAGAGAAGGAAACUAAGGGAGCUGUUUACUCAUUAAAUGCCUUCAAUGGAAAACUCCUUGCUGCUAUUAAUCAAAAGAUACAGUUGUACAAGUGGAUGCUUCGGGAUGAUGGUACACGGGAAUUACAAUCCGAGUGUGGGCAUCAUGGACAUAUACUUGCGCUUUAUGUACAGACUAGGGGGGAUUUCAUUGUCGUUGGUGAUUUAAUGAAGUCAAUUUCCUUGUUAAUGUACAAGCACGAGGAAGGAGCCAUUGAGGAACGAGCUCGUGACUAUAAUGCAAACUGGAUGUCAGCAGUUGAGAUUCUUGAUGAUGACAUUUACCUUGGUGCUGAGAAUAGCUUUAACCUCUUCACUGUUAGGAAGAAUAGUGAAGGUGCCACUGAUGAGGAAAGAGGCCGUCUUGAGGUGGUUGGUGAAUAUCACCUUGGAGAAUUCAUCAAUCGGUUUCGGCAUGGUUCUCUUGUCAUGCGCUUGCCAGAUUCCGAUGUAGGCCAGAUUCCAACCAUCAUUUUUGGCACUGUCAAUGGAGUAAUUGGUGUCAUUGCAUCACUUCCUCAUGAACAGUAUGUCUUUUUUGAGAAGCUCCAGUCAAACAUGAGGAAGGUGAUAAAGGGUGUUGGAGGUUUGAGCCAUGAGCACUGGAGGUCAUUCAGCAAUGAGAAGAAAACUGUAGAGGCCAGAAAUUUCUUGGAUGGAGAUCUGAUUGAAUCAUUUGUUGAUCUGAGCCGUAGUAAGAUGGAUGAGAUAUCAAAACAAAUGCAAGUCUCGGUAGAAGAGCUCUGCAAGAGAGUAGAAGAGUUGACCAGGCUGCAUUGAUAAUCUCAAUAAAUUUAUUUUCUUGUUCAAUUGUUAAUUCUUUUUUAAUGGUUUUUACUCUCUUUUUGGUUCUGUUUUGGAAUGCAUGGGGUAUGAAGUAUUACUUUGCCUCGAGUUUUACUAAAAAUAUUCAUGUGUAUUGUAUCUUUUGAUAUGCAGUGUAAAAAUAUUUGGAGAAA
Messenger RNA from Ziziphus jujuba (common jujube), 3625 nucleotides. Its product is annotated as DNA damage-binding protein 1a. Bases 177 to 3446 code for a protein of 1089 amino acids. NCBI's taxonomy places the organism in Eukaryota, Viridiplantae, Streptophyta, Magnoliopsida, Rosales, Rhamnaceae. Gene Ontology annotation, molecular function: nucleic acid binding; protein binding. Gene Ontology annotation, cellular component: nucleus. The transcript is spliced from 19 exons. The record is from RefSeq and is a predicted model, not a curated record.